This is a messenger RNA of Hyaloscypha bicolor E, 643 nucleotides long. RefSeq lists its product as uncharacterized. Bases 108 to 446 code for a protein of 112 amino acids. The record is from RefSeq and is a predicted model, not a curated record. The transcript has a single exon. Lineage: Eukaryota; Fungi; Ascomycota; Leotiomycetes; Helotiales; Hyaloscyphaceae.
GGAAUGCCAACUUCUCAAACGGGACCUGGGUUGAUAAAUAUGCUCAUGGUGUUCUAUCGUAUCUGCAAGACUCUGCGAUUGCAGCAUGCUAAGGGGGGGGAAGAACGAUGCGGUUUACCAAACCAACUUGGAGUCUUCGGAUAGUCUUUUGGGUGUUCAACUUCGCCCUGCGGUGUGGAAGAGAUGUUUGGCUCCUCCGGUGGCGUGCGGUGUGGUGCUCUGUUUUAUUCAAGAUUAAAAAAGAACUUCUUUUGGGAUUUAAGACAACAAUCACCCCCGUUUCUGUCUCUGCCCUCAUGGCGCCUCCUUUUGUUUACCUUCCACGCUUGUGGCUUCCUUCUCCCGACCAUAUCGCGGGAUAUCUUGAUCUCGAUGUAAAGUACGGUUGUUGCUGUAGGUGGAAUGUGGGGAUAACGGAAGAGCCCCCUGAUAACCAUGGGCAUUAGAAUUGACGGUAGGCUUGGUGUGAGCGGAUCGGUGCUUUGAUGAGGUGUAAAUAGUCAUGCUUUUUCGUUACAAUUUGCGUUGGCAGAUGUGAUCCUUGAGAUAUUCGGGGAGAUAUUUGAAGGGAACAGGACAUCAUUCUGUGCGCAGAAUGUUUGAUGUGAACGUGGAAAGAGAGGUUGGGAGACUGAGCUUUUUG